AUGGCGCCUCCUCCGUCCUCUUACCGUCCGCGGAAGAAGAGAAAGCUUCCCUCGUCUUUCGCCGGCUCUAACAAUUCCCUCAUUGUUGACGUUGGAGGGAAGGCCUCCCCAGCUUUCCCAUUGGUGUCUUUUCUCUGGUCUGCUCGCGCUGGUGUCUCACAAUGGCUCGUACUACCCUUGAUAUUGAUGGCAGUGGGUUUGUUUCGCUGGGCUGUCAGUUUGUGGGGAUAUUCUGGCUUCGGAGUACCCCCUAUGCAUGGUGACUUUGAAGCACAGAGGCAUUGGAUGGAGAUCACGACUCAUCUACCCAUUUCAAAAUGGUACUUGUACGAUCUGCAAUACUGGGGGUUGGACUACCCGCCGUUGACUGCAUACCACAGCUGGUUGCUUGGAAAACUUGGUUCUCUCUUUGACCCCGCAUGGUUUGCCCUGGACCAAUCCCGUGGCAUAGAAGAUCCCUUGUUGAAGGUGUUCAUGCGCGGAACUGUGAUUGCUUCGGAAUACCUUGUCUACAUCCCGGCCGUCGUUACCUUCCUGCGCCGCUUCACCCGCAUGCAGAGCGUUCCGGUUUGGUCUGCUUCAAUUGCCCUCACUGCGAUCCUCCUACAGCCGGCGACUAUUCUCAUUGACCACGGUCAUUUCCAAUAUAACACGGUGAUGCUGGGACUGGUUGUUGCGAGCUUGGAUGCCAUUCUGGCUGGACGCAUGCUAUGGGCCUGCAUCUUCUUCGUGGGUGCUCUGGGUUUCAAGCAGAUGGCCCUGUACUAUGCUCCGGUUAUGUUCGCCUUCCUUCUUGGUGUCUGCAUCUUUCCCAAGAUCCGGUUCCUCCGUCUCAUCUCCAUUUCUCUUGUCACCCUUGUUGCAUUUGCUGUCCUGCUUGCUCCAAUGCUCAUUGGAGCGAUUGUCAUCUUCCAGCUGACUCAAAUUAUCCACCGCGUCUUCCCCUUUGCUCGUGGUCUGUUCGAGGACAAGGUCGCGAAUGCGUGGUGUGCCAUCCAUACGUUCUACAAACUCCACCGAUUCGAGGCCACUCUGCUCCAGCGCAUGUCCCUUGGAGCGACGCUGGCAUCCAUUGCCGUCCCGUGCGCCAUCAUCUUCCGUCACCCGCGCGCCUCGCUACUCCUCCCAGCCUUGUCAAGUGUAGCGUGGGGCUUCUUCUUGUUCUCGUUCCAGGUGCAUGAGAAGAGCGUUCUCCUUCCCUUGCUCCCCAUGACUCUUCUCCUGGCUGGAGAUGGCGGCCUAAGUAAAGAGACCCGGGCUUGGGUGGGCUGGGCCAAUAUGCUUGGCUCGUGGACCAUGUAUCCUCUCCUGCAGCGUGACGAACUUCGAAUCCCCUACUUCGUCUUGACUCUGCUUUGGGCCUACCUAUUGGGGCUCCCUCCAACGUCGCUGGGAACAUUCCGCCGCCGCGCCUCCUUGGAGGACACCACCUCCGGUGCCGAGCUUCAUGUGCUGACCAAGCUUUUGCAUGCCUGCUUUUACCUUGCUAUGAUCGCAUGGCAUGUCCUGGAAGCCUUCGUGGCGCCCCCUCCUGGCAAGCCGGAUCUGUGGGUGGUGCUGAAUGCCCUCAUCGGUGCUGGAGGAUUUGGAAUUGCGUAUCUGUGGUGUUUCUGGAAGCUGAUCCAGCAGUGCCGCAAAAUCGACCAAAAGGCAGCCGAGGAGACGGAGAAGAAGAACCAGUGA
Aspergillus niger is the source of this 1683-nucleotide messenger RNA. RefSeq lists its product as uncharacterized. Gene Ontology annotation, cellular component: endoplasmic reticulum membrane. Bases 1 to 1683 code for a protein of 560 amino acids. The transcript has 4 exons. Gene Ontology annotation, molecular function: dolichyl pyrophosphate Man9GlcNAc2 alpha-1,3-glucosyltransferase activity. Lineage: Eukaryota; Fungi; Ascomycota; Eurotiomycetes; Eurotiales; Aspergillaceae. The record is from RefSeq and is a predicted model, not a curated record. Gene Ontology annotation, biological process: protein N-linked glycosylation.